Messenger RNA from Physella acuta, 546 nucleotides. RefSeq names its product substance-P receptor-like. Gene Ontology annotation, cellular component: plasma membrane. Lineage: Eukaryota; Metazoa; Mollusca; Gastropoda; Physidae. Gene Ontology annotation, molecular function: tachykinin receptor activity. The record is from RefSeq and is a predicted model, not a curated record. Gene Ontology annotation, biological process: G protein-coupled receptor signaling pathway.
CUUUUGCUGUCGAGGCUAAAGCUGUUCUAUUUUUACACCCCGGCUUAGGUUUCCGAGUUGUAUCUGAUGUGGUCAAGAUGAUGAUUAUCGUCGUCUGCCUGUUCGUCAUUUGCUGGAUGCCUUUACAGAUGUACAACCUGGUGGAGAUCAUAACGCCUCAAGUCAAUGACUACAAGUACAUCAACAUCAUCUGGUUCACUUCCAACUGGUUGGCCAUGAGCAACUCCUGUUACAACCCCUUUAUCUAUGGGCUUCUCAAUGAGAAGUUCAAGCGUGAGUUCAGACAGCUGUUCGCCAUGUGCCCGUGCUGGAACACGCACGGAGACUACUACACGGAGUACUUCUCAGAGGAUGCCAAUAUUUGCAGGAGGAUGAAUGGCCACGGCUCGACCAACAGCCGUCACGCCGCUGUCCGCUACAACUUCUAUCGUGACGACAAGAAGGUCUACGCCAAGCAGAUCCAGGUCCAAGCAGACGAGACCGAGACCUCCAACAUAUGACAUAAAAAGAAAGGCGUCAUCAUCAAGAUGACGUCAUACGUGUAAG